Carica papaya (papaya) is the source of this 1642-nucleotide messenger RNA. Its product is annotated as trihelix transcription factor GT-1-like. The record is from RefSeq and is a predicted model, not a curated record. Lineage: Eukaryota; Viridiplantae; Streptophyta; Magnoliopsida; Brassicales; Caricaceae.
AGAGAGAGAGAGAGAGAGAUUGGGGCGAGGGAGAUGAGUCUAACUUCAAGCAUCCCUCUUUCUCCGCUGAUUAUUCACUAAAAGCUUUUACUUCACGCUUUCUUUCUUUCUCUCCUCACAAAAACAAAAAUGAAGCUGAGUCUCCCUCCCCCACUUUGAACAUAACCAGCUGUAAAAAGAACAAAAACCAAAAUUCAGUAAAGCUCAACUAAGAACCGGAAAUCGAGCAAAACCCACAUCCCUAUGCAAACAAUGAAAACAACCCACCUCGUGAAAUCCUUCACUUCCUUCUUCAUCCCCAUCUCCUGCUAACCCAUCUCUCUCUUCAUCGUCGUAAACGUUAUGUACAUAUCAGAGAAGCCUCGCCCUUUAGAUUUCUACAAAGAAGAAAACACCGCUUCAUCCAGAGACAUGAUGAUCGAGGUCACCGCCAAUGGAGAUUUGCCGCCGCACCAUCAACACCACCACCACCCCCUUUCCCAUCCUCACCAACACCAGCAGCAAAUGAUACUCGGUGAGAGUAGCAGCGAGGACCACGAGGUUAAGGUCCCUAAAAAGCGAGCGGAGACUUGGGUUCAAGAGGAGACGAGGAGUUUAAUCGCUUUGCGAAGGGAGAUGGACGGUUUAUUCAACACUUCGAAGUCUAACAAGCACUUGUGGGAGCAGAUAUCGGCUAAGAUGAGGGAAAAGGGAUUUGAUAGAUCCCCCACCAUGUGCACCGACAAGUGGAGGAACUUGUUGAAGGAGUUCAAGAAGGCUAAACAACAGGAGAGGACUGCUGGGUCUGCCAAGAUGUUGUAUUAUAAGGAGAUUGAAGAGAUUUUAAGAGAGAGGACCAAAAGUGUCCAGUAUAAAAGCCCUAUUCCUCCUGCCAAAGUCGAUUCAUACAUGCAGUUCUCUGAUAAAGGGUUCGAGGAUACCAGCAUCUCUUUUGGACCCGUUGAAGUUUGUGGUUGUGCAGCUAGUGGCAGGUCGACUCUCAAUCUUGAGAGACGUCUAGACCAUGAUGGGCAUCCUCUUGCCAUCACCGCAGCUGAUGCAGUUGCAGCAAGUGGAGUUCCUCCUUGGAACUGGAGGGAAACACCUGGAAGUGGUGGAGAGGAGCAAUCAUUUGGUGGGAGGGUUAUAUCAGUUAAAUUUGGGAAUUAUACCAGAAGGAUUGGUAUUGAUGGCACCACUGAAGGUAUCAAGGAGGCAAUCAAGUCUGCUUUUGGAUUAAGAACUAAGCGUGCAUUUUGGCUGGAGGAUGAGGAACAGAUUGUGCGGACUCUUGACCGGGACAUGCCCCUAGGCAACUACACUCUCCAACUUGAUGAAGGGUUGGCCAUAAAAGUAUGCCACUAUGAUGAGUCAGAUCACUUACCAGUCCAUACUGAGGAGAGGAUUUUCUAUACUGAAGAUGAUUAUCGUGAUUUUCUGGUGCGCCGGGGUUGGACAUGUUUGAGAGAGUUUGAUGGAUACAGAAAUGUGGAGAAUAUGGAUGAUCUUCAGAUGGGUGCAAUAUAUCGGGGUGUUAGAUGAGAAGAGAAGUGUUGUUUGACCCUUAACUGGUUUUACUGGUUUGCAAAUACUUUCUUGGUUAAUUUUGACAUAAAUUGCCUGGGCACUGCUCUUUGCUUCACAGUGCACCCCAGUGUUUAUA